Messenger RNA from Etheostoma cragini (Arkansas darter), 1220 nucleotides. RefSeq names its product zinc finger protein 235-like. NCBI's taxonomy places the organism in Eukaryota, Metazoa, Chordata, Actinopteri, Perciformes, Percidae. The coding region runs from base 86 to 1084 and encodes 332 amino acids. Gene Ontology annotation, molecular function: RNA polymerase II cis-regulatory region sequence-specific DNA binding; DNA-binding transcription factor activity, RNA polymerase II-specific. Gene Ontology annotation, biological process: regulation of transcription by RNA polymerase II. The record is from RefSeq and is a predicted model, not a curated record. The transcript has 2 exons.
UCCGGGUUAGUGGAUGUAAACAGAAGGACGUUCUGCCUUUUGAACUGUCUAUGGUUGAGUCAGUGAAAGGAAACCUGAAGGAAACAUGACCAAACUGGAGCUCUUGAACGUCUUUCUGAACGACAGGCUCACCGCGGCCGCUGAAGAGAUUUUCCGCGCCGUUAAAAACACGGUGGUGGAGUACCAGAGCGAAGUCCUGCGUUCCAAAGAGGAGAACGAGCGACUCAGACGGCUCCUCAAUGUAGCCGUCCAACGGUUACUGCAACCAGAUUCACACUCUGUCCAGCCCCAGGAAGAUGGUCCACCCUGUGAGUCUGAGUGGAGAAGCAGUGUGGAGCUGCUGCCACACAUUAAAGAAGAACCCAAACUCGAGAGCCUGCAGACAGAUGGUUCACCCGAAGCAAGAGACUCAGAGGAGGGGAACUGUAGUCAUGUCGAGCCACCACAGAGGUCACAUCCUCCUCCAGCCCAGACUAUGUGUAGCAGACAAAGUGUCACCCCAUCCCCGCUAUCUUCCCCGGAGAUUAAGACAGAGAGUGACGGAGAGGACAGCAGGGAACAGCAGCCAUGCAACAGCUUACCAUCCUCCAUGACUGUUCAUUCGAACUGCCAAGCGGCGCAAAGCAAUUCUCAGGCCAGCACCGCAAAGAGUCACAGGAUUCUGAAAACAGAGCUGCAAGGGAAAGGCUUAAUUCGCUCAAAUGGAAAACAAAACGCACACUUACUGCAGGUCAAGAAUGUCAGAUUCCAGAGGCCGCCUCCGUCGCGCUCCUCUCACCCAAGCCAGGGCAUCCAGAGGUGGCACAACUGUAAAGAGUGUGGAAAGGGCUUCAGCUUUGCCUGCCAGUUGGAGGUCCACAUGCGCUGGCACACCAAGGAGAAGCCAUACAGCUGCGCAGUGUGCCGAAAGAGCUUCACCACUGUCAGCAUGCUGAAGAGGCACCACCGUAUCCACACAGGGGAAAAGCCCUUCCGCUGUCAUGUCUGCGGGAAAUGCUUCAACCAGUCAGCACACCUCAACACCCACUUCAGGCUGCACACCAGAGAGAGGGCCAGCUGGAGCCGAGCACCACACUCCAAAUGAACAAAGACUCCAUCGGAAACUAAGCCGACAUCUGUAAAAUGCUUUAACUGGCCUAAUACCAGGUUCAAACUCUGUACAAUAAUAGUGGUUGACUGUGUGUUUUGUCUGUUGUGGAGUAAAGUGUGGUACAUUAAGA